Ceratosolen solmsi marchali is the source of this 1525-nucleotide messenger RNA. RefSeq names its product eukaryotic translation initiation factor 3 subunit E (gene eIF3e). The transcript is spliced from 7 exons. Gene Ontology annotation, cellular component: cytoplasm; eukaryotic translation initiation factor 3 complex. NCBI's taxonomy places the organism in Eukaryota, Metazoa, Arthropoda, Insecta, Hymenoptera, Agaonidae. The record is from RefSeq and is a predicted model, not a curated record. The coding region runs from base 161 to 1501 and encodes 446 amino acids. Gene Ontology annotation, molecular function: translation initiation factor activity.
GACUUUCUUCUAUAUGCGUUGUAUAUUCAUUGUUUAUUACCUUUUUUGAGUUUGCCUCUUUUCCCUUCAGGUAACCUAUCAGCUUCGUAUACUUCCAACUAUUAGUGGGAACAGUUCAUUAAUUUUUGUAUAAAGUACUUAAAUAUUAAACCAAAUAAUUAUGGCAAAGUUCGAUUUAACAUGUCGUAUUGGCCAGUACCUCGACCGGCACUUAGUAUUACCGCAGCUUGAAUUUCUCAACGCAAAUAAAAUUUUUGAUGAAAAGGAUUUACUCCAAGCCAAACUAGACACCCUUAGUACAACUAAUAUGGUUGAUUAUGCUAUCGAUGUAAAGGAGCAACUGCAUCCUGAUACCACUAAACCACAAAUUAAUAUGGAUGGGAAUGAUUUAAAUGAAUUAAGAAAUAAAAGAGUUUUGAUUUUGGAAGAAUUAAAACGAUUACAAGAUGCUGAUAAAAUUUUUGGAGUAUUAGAAAAUGAUGAAGUUAUGAAAAAAAUGGAAAGUAUGCGUGAUUCCAAAGCAUUAAUAAAAUUUUUGGCAGAUUUAGCAGAUUUUCGAAUUGAAAUGAUGGAGGAUAUAGUAAGACUUGCUAAAUACAGAUAUGAAUGUGGUAAUUAUACAACGUCAAGUUCAUAUUCAUAUUUUUAUAUGUUAGUCAUGCCACCUUCAGAUAAGAAUUAUUUGAACGUGUCAUGGGGGAAAUUAGCAUCAGAAAUCCUUACACAAGAAUGGGAUACUGCACUUGAAGAUAUUAACAAAUUACGAGAAUAUAUCGAUAGUAACGUUGGAAUUGGAAAUCCACUACAAAUACUUCAACAGCGAACUUGGUUAAUUCAUUGGAGUCUUUUUGUAUUCUUUAAUCAUAUUAAAGGAAGAGAUAUGAUCAUUGAUAUGUUUCUUUAUAGACCACAUUAUUUGAAUGCAAUUCAAACAAUGUGUCCACAUAUUCUUCGUUACUUGGCUGCUGCAGUUAUUGUUAAUCGUUCUAGAAGGGCAGCAUUAAAGGAUCUUGUUAAAGUUAUUCAACAGGAAUCAUAUACAUAUAGAGAUCCAAUCACUGAAUUUCUUGAACAUCUUUAUGUUAAUUUUGAUUUUGAUGGAGCUCGUCAAAAAUUACAAGAAUGUCAAACUGUCUUGUGUAAUGAUUUCUUUCUUAUAGCUUUGCCUAAUGAAUUUGUUGAAAAUGCAAGGUUGAUGAUAUUUGAAACAUUCUGCAGAAUUCAUCAAUGUAUUAGUAUACAAAUGCUUGCUGAAAAAUUGAAUAUGGAGGUUGAUAUUGCAGAAUGUUGGAUUGUAAAUUUAAUUCGUAAUGCAAGACUUGAUGCUAAGAUAGAUAGUAAGUUGGGACAUAUAGUAAUGGGAGGUCAGCCUGCUUCACCAUAUCAACAACUUAUUGAAAAAAUUGAAACAUUAAGUGUAAGGAGUGAAGCUUUAGAAAAUUUAAUAGAACGAAAGGUUAAAGCAAAAAAUCAAGAUCCAAUAAGUAUAGUGUGGAAUUAAGGUAAUGCAUUCAUAUUUAAUGAA